Penicillium diatomitis is the source of this 216-nucleotide messenger RNA. RefSeq lists its product as uncharacterized. NCBI's taxonomy places the organism in Eukaryota, Fungi, Ascomycota, Eurotiomycetes, Eurotiales, Aspergillaceae. The transcript has a single exon. The record is from RefSeq and is a predicted model, not a curated record. The coding region runs from base 1 to 216 and encodes 71 amino acids.
AUGUGCAAGAAGGCUGGGAAAGAAACCACAGGUGGUGUGACUUUGGGCCGGUUGGGUGGUACCGUUGGGUACAAUGGGUACAACGGGUACAACGGGUACAACAAUAGGGUGGUGGUCGGGGUCAGUGGCCUCUACGGCAAUCGAGUCCCGGAGCUUCCACAGCCGGUGGAGGAGCUGGUCUUCACUAGACUGGAGACCGAGAGAAUAGGAUUUUAA